AUGUAACGGGACCUCUAACAGCUGCCUGCCUUGCUCUGUGCUGGAACCAUGAGACUUGCCCUGCUGUGUGGGCUGCUGCUGGCUGGUAUAACUGCAACCCAGGGAGGGCUCCUGAACCUGAACAAGAUGGUUAACCAUAUGACUGGGAAGAAAGCCUUCUUCAGCUACUGGCCCUACGGCUGUCACUGUGGAUUUGGUGGCAAAGGACAACCCAAGGAUGCCACCGACUGGUGCUGUCAAAAGCACGAUUGUUGCUAUGCCCACCUGAAGAUCGAUGGAUGCAAAAGCCUGACAGACAAUUACAAAUACAGCAUCUCUGAGGGCGUUAUCCAAUGCUCUGACCAAGGGAGCUGGUGCGAAAGGCAACUGUGUGCUUGUGACAAGGAGGUGGCCUUGUGCCUGAAGCAAAACCUGGAGAGCUACAACAAGCGACUGCGGUACUACUGGAGGCCCCGCUGCAAAGGCCAGACUCCCACAUGCUAGGGGAAUCCACUCUCUCUGUCCCCUGGAUUCCACCCUGUUCCCGGGCAUGUCAAGCAUUUAAGUCCUGCAGCUGCUGCCUCCUGCCUUGGUGUCUAGUCUCUUGGACCUGCUGGUUUUUAAAGUCCUCCUUGCAAAAGAGCCUGGCCUUGAUGAUGUCCUCUUGGUGCCUCUCUGCUGUAAAGGACCUUUCUGAUCUUUCUAUAAGUGACUCUCCUCUCCCUUCAAACUCUGGUCUUUCUGGGCCUAGGAUGAAAUCUCUUUUAUCUGUUCAGAGCCCAGCCCUCUGGCCCUGUGUCCUUCUCCUCAACUAAGCUGUGAGACCCUCCUGGUUGAGCCCUGCCUCAUCUCAGAUUCAGUGGUACCCUGGUGUCCAGGUAGUUUCCUAGAACCAAGCCCAUUGUGGGCGCCAACAACAACAGGACUUACGGGUGGGGGAAACUGCAGCCUUGUUGCUAUGGGUGCUAGAACUCGGCCUUCUGUUUCUUGUCUAUUAUGCUUUCUGUUGGAUCUCUUGUGGCAUAAAGUUCAGGCCUGGGGCCCAUCCUUUAGAAGCCUCUCUUGGCUAGCGCUUCUCCCCAGCACUAAGGACAUCAUUGUGUUGGACUGUCUGGGUGGCCCAACACCCCACAAUUCUUCUGAGACCAGGAUACUGACAUGUUCUAAUACUUUGUCUCAUUCCAGGCCUGGUUUCUUUCUCUGCAAACUUUCUCCACAGAGUCCUCUCAAUAAACAACUUUCACAAGAGUCCCUGACUCAGGCUCCACCUCUGGGGAGACACAUUGUAGCAACAUUUAUAAAUUCUGUGACUUCCCUCUCUCCCAGAACCAAGGGCCUAAUUGCAAACCUCAGAAGUGAUGCUACAGCUAAGGAAAGAGUGCUCAGGGGCGGCAGAUUCAGAGCCAGAAUCCAUGGAAGAUCAGCUUCCCAUAUGAAGAAGGGGAGGGGAGGGUUUGGGGGUGGCUUCGCUGGCUCUCUUUUUUGGCUCAAACUGACCCCGCCUACCUACAUUCUUGCAGCUAUAGGCAUUGAAGGGACUCUAGCCACCCUGGACCUGACAGACAUGGCUGUAGCAGGCCGUGCCCUUCUCUCUCAUUCUUUCGGCCUUGCCUAAAACCACUAGACUGCAUUUCUAAAGCUAGUUCCCACAGUCUCUUCCCUUAUUUAGCCAAUUCCUUCCUCCUCCUGAGGCUGACUACCAAGGUCCAGCUGUCAAAGUAUUAAAGUCUAGCAAUCAAAAGCCCGCUUUGGUUCACCUAAUAUGCCCAGUCAAAACACACCAUUGCCCCCAGCCCAUUCUAACACAGACCUCCCCCCUUCCCCCUUCUUAUGAAUUAUGCCUGCAAGGUCCUUUGCUGAUGUUUUUCUGUCUGAGUCAGAAAGCAGCCACUUCAACUUUUCUUCCCUGCUUAAUAAAAGAUCUUUCUGUGAAAA
Molecule: messenger RNA, 1914 nt
Organism: Rattus norvegicus (Norway rat)
Lineage: Eukaryota; Metazoa; Chordata; Mammalia; Rodentia; Muridae
Gene: Pla2g2d
Product: phospholipase A2, group IID
Exons: 4
Coding region: 49-483 (144 amino acids)
Biological process (GO): arachidonate secretion; phospholipid metabolic process; lipid catabolic process
Cellular component (GO): extracellular region
Molecular function (GO): calcium ion binding; A2-type glycerophospholipase activity
Source: RefSeq, marked validated